This is a messenger RNA of Prunus avium (sweet cherry), 1410 nucleotides long. Lineage: Eukaryota; Viridiplantae; Streptophyta; Magnoliopsida; Rosales; Rosaceae. The record is from RefSeq and is a predicted model, not a curated record.
AUGCAGUUGAGAUUGCAAGGGAACUCUUUUGAAGGCCCAAUACCAACCAGUUUUUCUCAACUGACUUCAUUGAACACUCUGCGAAUCAGUGAUAUAUCUCAUGUGAGCUCCUCUCUUGAUUUUAUAAGAAAUUUGAAGAACUUGGCUGAAUUAGUUCUACGGAAUGCAUUAAUCAAUGGUAGCAUUCCUUCUGAUAUUGGAGACUAUGAAGAUUUAAAGAUACUGGAUCUGGGUUUCAACAAUUUAACAGGCGAACUCCCAAGUUCUUUGUUCAGCAUGAGUUCCCUUACAUACUUGUUUCUUGGAAACAAUAGCCUGUCUGGACCUCUUCCAAGCCAAAAGAGCAAUCGACUUCAGACUAUUGACUUGUCUUACAACUAUUUAUCAGGAAGCCUUCCCCAAUGGGUAACCGCAAUAUCGCAACUGAACUUAGUGGUCAACAACUUCAUAUUUGGCAGUUCAAACAUAACUCUUCCUGGAUUGAAUUGCCUCCAGAGGAAUUUUCCAUGCAAUCGAAAUACCCCUCGAUAUGCAAACUUCUCAAUCAAGUGCGGAGGACCACAAAUGGGAGGAAUUGAUGGCAUAUUGUAUGAAGCUGAUCAAGACUCAGCUCUUGGCCCAGCAAAGUUUUAUGUAACCAAUACACAGAAAUGGGCUGUUAGCAAUGUGGGUUUGUUUUCUAACCGAAACAAUCCAUCAUUUGUGGAAACCACCCUUACGGAAGUCACCGGUACAGAUGUGACCCCAAAGCUUUUCCAGACUUCAAGACUGUCCCCAAGUUCACUGAGAUACUAUGGCCUGGGUCUUGAGAAUGGACUUUAUACCGUAACGUUGCAAUUUGCAGAAACGGUUUUUGCUAGCCGCGAUACACAAACUUCGCAAAGUCUUGGAAGGCGUGUAUUUGAUAUCUAUAUUCAAGGGAACCUCAUAUGGAAGGACUUUGACAUAUCGAAGGAGGCAGGUGGGGUUAACAGAGCAGUUGCGAGACCCUUCAAGGUUAAUGUGACAGAGAAUUACCUAGAUAUUCAUCUGUUCUGGGCUGGUAAGGGAACAUGUUGCAUACCUGAACCAGGUGAUUACGGCCCGCUAAUAUCGGCUGUCCAUGCUGCUUCAGAUACACCAACUACUCCAGGAAAGAAGAGCAGGACUGGGUUGAUAGUUGGUAUUGCAGUCCCUGUUGGGGUUGUGAGCUUGCUAUUAUUAUUUGCAGUUCUAUAUAUGAGGAGAAAAAAAUCAGAAAAAGAUGACGAUGAAGAUCUUCUAGGAUUAGGCCCCCGACCAAAUACUUUCAGUUAUGCUGAGUUGAGAGCUGCAACAGAAGAUUUUAAUCCUUCAAAUGCGCUAGGAGAGGGAGGAUAUGGACCUGUUUAUAAGGUGAAAUCUAUUUUACAUCAAUAUCUGCUACUUUAA